AUGCCUUCCAAGGAUACCAAAUCCACCGAGGCUGCUAACAGUGGCGGCCCUGCCGUACUAGCCUUCACUCCCGCCGAGACCUGCAUGGUCAUGGCUAUCUUCAAGAACUCGACCGCCAGCGGCAAGCCCACCCCCAACUGGAAUGCCGUCGCCGAGGAUAUGUCAUCCACCAGCGUCGAGUCGAUGAAAGUCCGCUUCGGUCAGAUCUCGAGGAAGUACGGCUGGUUCACUGGCGUUGCCUCACCCAGCAUUCCCGCUGUCUCUCGACCCAAGAAGACGCCCGUGAGCAAGAAGCGAGCUCGCACUGCUGAGUAUGGAGACGAUGCUAUCGAAGACACUCCGACCAGCAAGAAGAAGAGAACCACCGGGCCCGAGAAGGCCACCAAGAAGGAAGCUACGAUCGACGUGGCUGUCAAGGACGAGGUUGAGGAUGUCUUCGGCAACUUUAAUGACCAUAUCGACCGCACCAUGACUGAUGGCGUGGCUUAG
Pseudomassariella vexata is the source of this 489-nucleotide messenger RNA. RefSeq lists its product as uncharacterized. The record is from RefSeq and is a predicted model, not a curated record. The coding region runs from base 1 to 489 and encodes 162 amino acids. NCBI's taxonomy places the organism in Eukaryota, Fungi, Ascomycota, Sordariomycetes, Amphisphaeriales, Pseudomassariaceae. The transcript has a single exon.